CUAAACAUACAACUGUUAUCAGUUUAAAGCGUCGCUGGUCUGAAUUAAUCAACAAAUGAAGUUUGUUGAGGAAACUAAGAAGAGAAGAAGAGAAAGAUGUCUGCUGUCGUGUUUCUCCUCGUAUGUUUCCUGUCCUGUUCUGUCUCUGAAGAGCAAACAGUGAAGUCUGGAGAUGAUGUCACUCUUCAGUGUCAGGGUCCCGAACAUGAAGCCAUCACAUCAUUACAGUGGAUCAGACCUGACCUGAAGAAGAAGACAGAGAAGUACGUCUUCUUCUUCAGAGACCACAAAAUAUUUGAAGACUACCAGCAUCCAUCUUUUCGUGGGCGAGUGCAGCUGAUGGAUCCACAGAUGAAGAACGGAGACGUUUCAGUGAUUCUGAAGAACGUUAACACCAAGGACUCUGGAACAUACGAGUGUCGAGUUUCAGUAAACAACAAAAAGUCUGAGCUCAUGAACAUCAUCAACCUGAAGGUUAAAGACUCAGGUCAAACAUCUGGAAACACCCAGACUGAAGGAAAUCUUGGACUGAAAGUUGGACUGCCUGUUGGUAUUGGGAUUCUUGCUGCUGUUGUUGUUGGUUUUGUAUUUUAUAAAAGACAUAAAGGACGUUUUGACCAACGUAUUUAA
Messenger RNA from Scomber japonicus (chub mackerel), 630 nucleotides. RefSeq names its product coxsackievirus and adenovirus receptor-like. The transcript has 3 exons. The record is from RefSeq and is a predicted model, not a curated record. NCBI's taxonomy places the organism in Eukaryota, Metazoa, Chordata, Actinopteri, Scombriformes, Scombridae. Bases 97 to 630 code for a protein of 177 amino acids.